GAUGUCCCAGAUGUCCCACAAGUCACAGCAUACCAUGACCGAAGCGUCCCAUCACUUCCCCGGAGUCACGCUAGACUCCAGGACCCCGCACACCAUGUAGCGCCUGUGCACUCAUGGCUUGCUAUAGCCGACCUAUCAACACCCAGUAGCAUGGCAACGCGGUAACGUCGGACGGGGUCUCGAUCUUCUACAAAUCCCAGACACCACCCGCAUUAUCAGGAGAUCUCAAAAGAGCCUUGCGUUACACACGUCGCCAGUGUCCCCCAACCGAAAUCAUGGCCUCCAAUACCAAUCCAGAUGCAGUGACCGCAGACACUGCUCGAUCCUACGAACUGGAAAAAGUGCACACAGCCGACGGAAAGACCGACUCAAUGGUCGAUGAACAGCACAUGGAGAAAGUCGAUACCAACGAGGGAAAUCUGGUCUACAACGAUGUCGAUGAAGAACCCGAACUUCACGCCCGUACCUACAUAGCCCUUCUUUCCAUGUUCGCCCUCAACCUCGUCCAAGUAUUUGCGCUACAAUCACCACCCGCAGUCCUAUCGUACAUUGGAAAGAGCCUCAACAAUACAGAGGCAGAUACAUGGGUCCCCAAUUCGUUGUCCCUUGUCCAAGCAGUGCUCGGCCCAGUCAUCUCCGGCGCCUCAGAUACCUUUCAAGCCAGAAAGACCAUUCUCGUCGGGUCAUCCCUCAUCUCCCUCAUUGGAGCUGCCAUCGCCCCAGGCUCCGGCAAUAUCUACAGAUUGAUUGCCGCCCAGACACUUAUCGGUGUCGGAUUUGCUGCCGUCCCUCUCGCCUACGCCGUGCCGAGUGAGAUCUUGCCCAGAAAAUGGAGACCGAUGGCUCAAGCCUGCAUGAACAUCGCAGCAGCUAUAGGCGCGAUCAGCGGUCCCUUGGUCAUCGGCGCACUCGUCAAAGGCAACGAGAAAGAUGGCUGGCGCAAGUUCUACUGGAUUCAAAUGGGUCUCUGGGGCCUCACAGCACUAGGAAUCUUCGUCGGCUACCGUCCGCCCAAACGCCACACCCGUCUCGACCAUCUCUCCUUCUGGCAGAAGCUCACACACCUCGACCUACCAGGCUGCGGCUUAUUGACGGUCGGUCUAACACUCUUCCUGACCGGGCUCAACCUGGGCGGCGGCCUAUUUAGCUGGGUCAACGUACGCACGCUAGUAACCCUAAUCCUGGGCAUCGUAAUCCUCAUCGCUUUCGGUGUAUACGAAUGGAAAGGCACACGAACAGGCAUUCUCCACCACGAUCUGUUCAAAGGAGGCGCCGCCCAAGGCCGCACAUUCGCCAUUUGCGUCGGCCUCAUCUUCAUCGAAGGCAUCAUGCUUUUCUCCUAUAUCGUCUUUUUCCCCGUCAUGACGAACGCGCUCUUCACCAGCGACCCAUUCAAGACCGUCGCACGCUCCCAGCCGUAUUGGAUCGCCGGCCUCAUAUCAACGGUGAUUUGGGGCUACUCGGCAACACGCUUCCGCACGAUCCGCGAGCCCCUGUUCCUAGGCUACCUGUUCUUCACAGCCGGUAUCAUAGGAUGGUGCACGAUCCAACCAGGCGACGACUUCAGCCAGCUUGCAUUCGCCGCCGUCGCCGGUUUCGGUUUCGGAGCACCCCUGAUCCUCAUCAUAAGUGGCGUCCAGCUCUCCACGCCGCAUCGCUUGAUCGCAACAGCGACCGCAGUCACGACGUCUUCCCGCGCUGUCGCCGCGACGGUAUUCACGGCGAUCUUCUCUGCUGCUUUGAAUACGAAGCUCGACACGAACCUGCCUAAUGACAUUGGCAAGGCUGCGCUCAAAGCAGGACUACCAACGACCUCGCUCAAAGCGUUCAUCACGGCUUUGGCUGGUGGAGAUACCGCUGCUCUGCCUACAAUUCCCGGCGUGACUCCCGCGAUCAUCGGCGCCGGGGUGGUGGCGUUGAAGCAGGCUUUUGCCGAUUCUAUCCGGGUAGUGUACAUUAUUGCUGCGCCAUUUGGAGCAUUGGCGUGCAUUAUGUGCUUGUUCCUGGGUGAUUUGCGGAAGACGAUGAAUUACCAGGUCGAUGCUCCUGUUGAAGACCUUCAUGCUAAGCACCAUCAUGAGCAGACUGCUGAGAGGGUAGCAUGAUAUGUCAUUAACGCCGAGAAGAAUUUGAAAUGUUUGAUAGCUGCGUUGUUGAAUGAU
Exophiala viscosa is the source of this 2162-nucleotide messenger RNA. Its product is annotated as major facilitator superfamily domain-containing protein. Gene Ontology annotation, cellular component: plasma membrane. Lineage: Eukaryota; Fungi; Ascomycota; Eurotiomycetes; Chaetothyriales; Herpotrichiellaceae. The record is from RefSeq and is a predicted model, not a curated record. Gene Ontology annotation, biological process: transmembrane transport. The transcript is spliced from 5 exons. The coding region runs from base 276 to 2105 and encodes 609 amino acids. Gene Ontology annotation, molecular function: transmembrane transporter activity.